Amaranthus tricolor (Joseph's coat) is the source of this 1913-nucleotide messenger RNA. RefSeq names its product anthocyanidin 3-O-glucosyltransferase 5-like. NCBI's taxonomy places the organism in Eukaryota, Viridiplantae, Streptophyta, Magnoliopsida, Caryophyllales, Amaranthaceae. The transcript has a single exon. The record is from RefSeq and is a predicted model, not a curated record. Gene Ontology annotation, molecular function: UDP-glycosyltransferase activity. Bases 105 to 1583 code for a protein of 492 amino acids.
AAACACUAUGCUUCACUUCACACUUCAUUGCACUUUUACACUUAAAUCCCAAUUUCAAAUCUUCUUCUCAAAAACUACCUUCUUUUUUUUAGUUUGUAAUAUCAAUGGUAAUACCAACAAAGCCUCAUGCUGCUUUGCUAGCAAGUCCGGGUCUGGGUCAUCUCAUACCCAUGAUCCAGCUAGCUAACCGCCUUACCACCCACCAUUCUUUUCACGUUACCAUUUUCGUAGUAUCCAUGGAUCCCAACCUAAACAUAUCCACCCUCCUUCCUAACCAAUCUAAUUAUACUAACUCUACUCUUUAUGACCUUAUUGUUCUUCCCUAUGUUGAUUCCUCCACACAAAUGGGUCCCACAGACAAGAUUAUGACCCGUCUAGCCAUCAUGAUGAGAGACUAUAUUCCUAGCCUUAGAUCCGAGCUUGGAUCCAUGGAGCACAACCCGACCCUUCUUGUUGUGGACCUUUUUGGCACUGAGUUUCUUAACCUUGCUAAUGAAUUUAAUAUGGUUAAGUAUGUUUAUAUUCCUUCCAAUGCUUGGUUUUUAGCUGAGACUAUAUGUGUGCCCCACCUUGACAAACAAGUUAAGCAUGUUGGGCCUUUGUAUAUCCCGGGUUGUAAACGGGUCGAAUAUGAUGAUAUACUUGACCCGGUUUUCGACCCGGAAAAUAGAGACUAUGAUGAGUAUGUUCGUAUAGCUAUUGAUAUAGGAACAGCUGAUGGUUUGUUGGUCAAUACUUGGGAAGAAUUGGAGCCUAAAACACUUUCUUCUUUGAGAAAUAAUAAAAAAUUAAGGGAGAUGUUUAAUAAGCCGGUUUAUCCGGUUGGACCAUUGGUCAGACCGGUUAGACCGGAAUGUUUGGGGGGUGAAUUAUUAAUGUGGCUCAAUAAUCAACCUAAAGAAUCGGUUCUUUAUGUAUCUUUUGGAAGUGGGGGAACUUUGUCUAGCAAACAAACAAUAGAGUUAGCUUGGGGUUUGGAAAAGAGUAAACAAAAAUUUAUUUGGGUGUUACGCCCUCCAAUUGAGCAUGAUGGAGCUGGGGCCCUUUUCCAUGCAAUGGAAGGUCAAGAUCAAGCCAUCUCCCAAUAUUUGCCUGAUGGGUUUUUGACCCAAAUAAGUAAUUUGGGUAAAGUGAUCCCUAUGUGGGCCCCACAAACCGAGAUACUAGCUCAUCCUUCGAUUGGGGGAUUUAUAUCACACUGUGGAUGGAACUCGACUUUAGAAAGUCUUUCAAGCGGAGUACCUAUUAUUGCUUGGCCACUUUACGCUGAACAGAACAUGAAUGCAGCACUAAUGGAUGAAGAGAUCGGAGUUGCGAUCCGGCCAAAAGUAUUGCCAACCAAAGGGUUGGUGAGUAGAGAGGAGAUUAAGAACAUGAUAAUAAAGAUCAUGGUAGAUGUUGAAGGAUUUGAGAUAAGAAGAAGAGUGAAAGAAGUAAAGAAAUGUGCAAAAAAAGCAUUGACUAUAGAAGGGUCAACUUGCAAGUGGUUUGCUCAAUUGGCAAAGAAUUGUGAGAUAAAAUUAAGGAGUCAGAGUCAAAAAGCAGAGGAGAUGGCAGUGGGACAUAUUAAUAUCAUUAAUUGAUGAUGGGUGACCACUGCAAGUACGUUGCAAUUUGCAUGAUUUCGUCGAAUUUAUUGUGUUUGUCUAUUAAUAGAAGCAGACUAAGGGAUUGUGACUUGGAGUUGCAACUUGAAUAGUUGAUGUUAUAUUAGUUUACUAUUAAUAAUAGUAAUGAAUUAUAUCAAUGAGGAAUACAUAUUAUGUAGGUAUACCAUAUUCAUAAUACAUUAUCUAUAUAUUAUUUUAUAAGUAGGAAAACAAUUGCAUAAACUAUAUUUUUGUAUUUGACUGAAUUUUUGUCAACUCCUCACAAUCUAAACCCUUUUUAUCUCAAAUAUUAUUUUUUUUUUU